UCAGUUCGCAUUAUUCGAUUUAAUUGUUUUAAAACAUAGAUUUUUCGACGGCAUCACCAGGCUGAAAGAUGCAUGAGAAAAGUGAUGUUCCUUUCUUUCUUUCACUUUUUUUUUUCUUUCCUUUUUGAGGCUAUUCAUGCUCCAUUCUUGCCCCAUGUUCAUCCCUGGUAUCAUUUACUUUCAGGUUCGUUUUCUGCCCUCACCUUCAUACAAUUCUCACCUCUCGCCUCUGGAAGGAUGUGGUGAUGACACGGUUUUGCUCUCCUUAAUCCUUGUUGAUUCUGCGUUUCGUUCUUUUUGCAAUUUCGUUUCUGGCCUUAUCUUUCCUUUCCUUUUCUUUUCUUUUCCUUGUUAUUCUAGUUAUUCAGCCCCAGAUGACGUGUAAACGAUUUUUCUUAUUGUGCCAUGUUUGACGGAUGACCACUCAGUG
Molecule: messenger RNA, 430 nt
Organism: Aspergillus candidus
Lineage: Eukaryota; Fungi; Ascomycota; Eurotiomycetes; Eurotiales; Aspergillaceae
Exons: 1
Coding region: 137-385 (82 amino acids)
Source: RefSeq, a predicted model, not a curated record